Messenger RNA from Sitodiplosis mosellana (orange wheat blossom midge), 708 nucleotides. RefSeq lists its product as uncharacterized. Bases 115 to 678 code for a protein of 187 amino acids. Lineage: Eukaryota; Metazoa; Arthropoda; Insecta; Diptera; Cecidomyiidae. The transcript has 4 exons. The record is from RefSeq and is a predicted model, not a curated record.
UAACAUCGAGAGAGUCAAUGCCUCUAUUUAAACGAAACCAACAUAUUUUUGUCAGUUCAAAAUUUGAAGCUGCUUCAUUUGCAUUGGAUCUAUCAAUUUUUUUUUCCUCGCACAAUGAAAGUGACAAUAUUAUUACUAAUUUUGUUUGUAUUUAAUUGGAGUGCCAAAUGUGAACAACAUUGGAAGAAGCGAAUGCAGAAAUACUGUGCACUGGCUAAUUGUCAAUAUUAUGCGACAUCCGAGUGUAGAUAUACCGAUUAUAUUUCAAUUAACGAAGUUGCUAAAUCAGCAAACAAUAAUAACACUUUCCAAAUCCGAUUUUUCGCAUUAACAAAAGAUGGAAUUCUGUUAAAAUUGAGCGAAAACGAUAGCAACGAUUUGAAAAGCGAACAUGAUACAGAUCACCAUUAUGAAUUUGCAUUUGGAUCUGAGUCGCAUCGUAUUUGGGAAAAUUCGGAUAUUUUGAUUCGAUCAUUGCACGCACCAGGCGCUGUAAAAACAGAUGAACCAAAUGAAGUUCUCAUUGAAAUUGAUUCAGAUGGAAGAAUUCGCGCAACCAUCAACGAAGAUAUUACACUCACUAUGAGAGCCGACAUAGAAAAGCUUAAAUAUAUCAGUGUGAGGUCAUCCAAAGAUGAUGCUCUGCAAGAGUUCUUCUAUAAUUGUGAUUUGAAUUGAAAAUUAUUCUUUCGUUGCUAUGUAUUUUUG